AGGUAAAAAGAACUACAGGCCAUUAAAUUUAAUGGUUCACAUAAAUCGGAAUUUCUUAGUAUCAUAAGAAACUGUUGUUUAACUAGGAGAAAUGGGCCAAAUAACAACAAAAAUCACAGAUAAAAUAUCUUCCAGUCAAAAACAAAAUCGUUGGCCAUGACCUGUUAACUCAUUUCUUGAAAAUCUUCUUUCUGCAAGCUGAAUCACCUUCAUAAUGCAUUCUUUGAGAUGGGCUCCUAUAUCUUAUACAAACAAUCUCGGUAUUUCCUCGAAUGGAACAAAAGAAACCCAUAACAAGCAUUGGGUGAAUUCAAAUGUUGUAGCCACUUGCUCAAAACCCACAAAAAUUGGCAGCAACUGGGCUAAUUUUGGCAGCAGAUGUAGAUAUUUGAGGUACAAAACUUCGAAAGUUGUCAGUUCACAGGAGGAAGGGAAUGGUGAAACAGCUCCAGAUGCAGAGGACUCACCACUAUCUGGACUAGUUGAGGAGGAAGUAGAGGAACUCCUGAAAACUGAAGAGAACCAGGCACUUCUUAAGGACUUGGCGUCUUCAAUGCAAAGAGUGAAUAGUUUUAGAAAAGAACUUGAGGAUAUUGACAAUAAAGAAAAGGAUGCUGCUAAGCUCAGGGCUUACGUGCAGAGGUUGGAGGGUACCAACUCCCUGAUUGCAGAUUUUAUGAGGGAGGUUUCAGAAGCAGAAGCUAAGAUGCAGAAAGCUGAGCUGGCUCUUGUUACAACUAGAGCUGGAAGCAGUACACGGGACCUUUCAAAUAAGUGGGGAGAAUCAGAAAUUGAUGAAGAUGCAGAGCGCAUGGAGUCUAUAAAGGCAUUGACUGUAUCUGCACUGGUUGGCACAUUUGCUAGCAUUCCAAUUGCUUUAUUCCAAGCAGAGAGUAUUGGAGGACUUUUCAUUAGAGAGGCAAUAGUCUUCAUUAGCUGUGCUUUGUUUGGGGUGACUUAUCGCUACACUGUAAGAAGAAAUCUAGAAAACAUUCAGUUGAAAACGGGAACUGUAGUAGCAUUUGGCCUUGUAAGAGGCCUUAGUCGAUUUGAGGCUGAGCUCCCUGUGGAUUUUGAUGUGAAUGCUAUACUUUUACAUGCUCCAGAUGCAGCAUUCAUGGUUGGUGAGGGCAUACUUGUUUUUAUUGCUGCAGCUAUUGCCUUGGACUAUUUUAUGAAGAUAGACUUGUUGAGUCCUUUCCCUUCAAAGAAGAAUAUACUUUCUUGAGAAUGAAAUAGGUGGUUGUCAAGAAUUUUUAAAAGUCUAUAUCAUGUUGUUCUCUUUUGAUCAUUGAUUUCAGCAAUAAGAUAUUUGGAAAGUUGUAUAUCAUAAACGCUAUUGAUAUUCUGAAAAGAAGAAUGUAAAUUUUGUAAUUCAAAAUAAUUGUGCCAACAUAUCAUUCUUGAUACUGAAGAAAUAUGGUUGGAACUGGAAACAAUGUUUUUUUU
Messenger RNA from Cryptomeria japonica (Japanese cedar), 1449 nucleotides. RefSeq lists its product as uncharacterized. The coding region runs from base 215 to 1228 and encodes 337 amino acids. The transcript is spliced from 3 exons. The record is from RefSeq and is a predicted model, not a curated record. NCBI's taxonomy places the organism in Eukaryota, Viridiplantae, Streptophyta, Pinopsida, Cupressales, Cupressaceae.